AUGCAAUCACCUGUCGUCGUUCUCAAUGAUUCUCUCAAACGCGAAUCAGGAAACAAGGUGCAUCAUGCAAAUAUCCAAGCUUCAAAGGCAGUGGCUGACAUUGUUCGCACUACAUUGGGCCCAAGAUCUAUGUUAAAGAUGAUUCUUGAUGCUCUAGGAGGAAUUGCGGUCACUAAUGAUGGGAAUGCCAUCUUGCGGGAGUUGGAUAUUGCUCACCCAGCUGCAAAGUCCAUGAUAGAACUUAGCCGUACACAAGAUGAAGAAGUUGGUGAUGGAACUACAUCAGUCAUCAUUCUUGCUGGUGAGAUGCUUCAUGUUGCAGAAGCUUUCAUUGACAAGAACUAUCAUCCUACCGUCAUUUGCCAAGCUUAUAACAAGGCUCUUGAAGAUGCUCUUGCUGUGUUGGACAAGAUCUCUAUGUCUAUCAAUGUGAAUGAUCGUUCUAUGAUGUUGGGUACAGUGAAGAGUUGUCUCGGCACAAAAUUUACAAGCCAGUUUGGGGAUCUUAUAGCAGAUCUAGCACUUGAUGCAACGACAAUGGUUGGUGUCGAUGGAGGCAAGGGAUCACGAGAUGUGGAUAUUAAGAAAUACAUAAAGGUAGAGAAAGUCCCUGGGGGGCAGUUGGAAGAUUCACAAGUCCUCAAAGGUGUUAUGAUCAAUAAAGAUGUCAUCGCCCCUGGAAAAAUGAGAAGAAAAAUCGUAAACCCCCGGAUUGUUUUACUCGAUUGCCCUCUUGAGUAUAAAAAGGGAGAGAAUCAGACAAAUGCAGAGUUGGUUCGAGAAGAAGACUGGUUAGUACUCCUGAAAAUGGAAGAAGAGUACAUAGAAAAUCUGUGUGCACAAAUACUGAAGUUUAAGCCGGACUUGGUGAUCACAGAGAAAGGGCUUAGCGACUUGGCCUGCCACUAUUUAAGCAAAGGCGGAGUUAGUGCCAUCAGGCGAUUAAGGAAAACAGAUAACAACAGGAUCGCAAAGGCAUGUGGAGCUGUGAUCGUGAAUAGACCAGAUGAACUUCAAGAAUCGGACGUGGGAACCAAGGCUGGACUCUUUGAGGUGAAGAAAAUUGGUGAUGAGUUCUUUGCGUAUAUAGUUGAGUGUCAAGAUCCAAAAGCAUGCACUGUGCUUCUCCGAGGCCCUAGUAAGGACCUUUUAAAUGAAGUGGAACGGAAUUUGCAGGAUGCAAUGUCGGUGGCUAGGAACAUCUUAAAGCAUCCAAAACUUGUUCCGGGUGGUGGUGCCACUGAGUUGACUGUUUCUGCUACAUUGAAGCAGAAGAGCUCAUCCAUGGAAAGCAUUGAGAAGUGGCCUUAUGAAGCUGCUGCUGUUGCAUUUGAGGCCAUACCACGAACUUUGGCACAGAAUUGUGGCAUCAAUGUCAUCAGAACUAUGACUGCUCUUCAGGGCAAGCAUGCAAAAUGCGAUAAUGCAUGGAUCGGAAUCGAUGGGAAUUCAGGUGAAAUUGCAGAUAUGAAAGAACAAAAGAUAUGGGAUGCCUACAACGUGAAGGCACAGACCUUCAAGACGGCUAUUGAAGCUGCUUGUAUGCUUCUAAGGAUCGAUGAUAUUGUGAGUGGAAUCAAGAAAAGGCAAGCUCCCCAAGCUAACGAAUCAUCAAAACCCACGAUUGAGCGAGAAGGUGAUGCUGAUAAUGAGCGCAUGAUUCCCGAGUGAAGAUCGUAGAUCGUAUGCAAUUAAUAAGAAACAUUCAGCUUGUUAGAAGAGAGCCUCUUAUUGUUUUCUCCAUAGGUCGUCAGUCUCAGUCUUCUCAGGGUCACUGAACAUUAUCCUGACUCUUGUCUUUUGCAUCUUGGUGGGUUAAAAAAAAGAUAGCCUCUUAUCUUGUUAUGUGUUCAUUGUCAAGCUGCAAGCUAUGCAGACAUCCGAGCUAUGUGCCUAUA
This is a messenger RNA of Cynara cardunculus var. scolymus (artichoke), 1898 nucleotides long. Its product is annotated as T-complex protein 1 subunit gamma-like. Lineage: Eukaryota; Viridiplantae; Streptophyta; Magnoliopsida; Asterales; Asteraceae. The transcript has 13 exons. Gene Ontology annotation, cellular component: chaperonin-containing T-complex. Gene Ontology annotation, biological process: protein folding. The record is from RefSeq and is a predicted model, not a curated record. Gene Ontology annotation, molecular function: ATP hydrolysis activity; ATP binding; ATP-dependent protein folding chaperone. Bases 1 to 1671 code for a protein of 556 amino acids.